AUGGAUUACACAGACAAGCGGCUUCAAGAGGAAGCAAUGAAGCUUCAGUCACACAGCACCGACGCUUUCUUCACCCCCCUCAACAUCAUACUCCUCCUCGUCGUAGUCUACACAAUCUACUCCAUCCUCAGCCCGACCCCGCCUCCGGUGCUCCCGAAAGAGCCGCCCGCGACUGUGUUCCGUGACUUCAACCCCCGUACUCUGCUUCCAUACACAGGCGAGAACGAUAUGCCGGUAUAUUUUGCUGUCCGCGGCCGCGUGUUCGACGUCACAUCUGGCCGCAACUUUUACGGCCCGGGCGGCCCGUACUCCAAUUUUGCGGGCCGCGAUGCCUCCCGUGGCCUGGCUUGCGGUAGUUUCGAUGAAGACAUGCUGACGAAGGACCUGGAUGGCCCACUGGACACUCUGGAGGGCUUGGGCCCGGACGAGAUGGAGGCUUUGCGGGGUUGGGAGGAGCAGUUUGAGAGCAAGUAUCUUGUCGUUGGACGCCUUGUUCCUGUCGGAGAGGAGGACAAGUAA
Messenger RNA from Colletotrichum truncatum, 519 nucleotides. RefSeq names its product membrane-associated progesterone receptor component 1. Gene Ontology annotation, cellular component: endomembrane system; membrane; endoplasmic reticulum. The record is from RefSeq and is a predicted model, not a curated record. Lineage: Eukaryota; Fungi; Ascomycota; Sordariomycetes; Glomerellales; Glomerellaceae.